This is a messenger RNA of Oppia nitens, 1453 nucleotides long. Its product is annotated as E3 ubiquitin-protein ligase MARCHF5-like. The record is from RefSeq and is a predicted model, not a curated record. Gene Ontology annotation, molecular function: zinc ion binding. Lineage: Eukaryota; Metazoa; Arthropoda; Arachnida; Sarcoptiformes; Oppiidae. The coding region runs from base 168 to 1289 and encodes 373 amino acids. The transcript has 6 exons.
CAAACAUAUCAACUCAUUAUUGUUAUGUUAUAUAUGAAUGACUUGUUUACUAUAAAUGACGAAAUAAUCGGUAAUUACUGUAAAUGAAUGACUAAUUGAGUGAUGAGUUAGUGAUUAAGUGAUUGAAUCAAUCAAUCAAUCAAUCAAUCAAUCAAUUGGUUUAUACAAUGGAUUUGCAGAGCAUUAGCGCCGAUGAGAGUGUAGUCAGUGAUGAAUACACGGAUCCAGAAGUAGAGACCAGUAGUGGUGAUGAAGUGGACAGUAAUAAUAGUGACAAUACUUUGGGACUCAAUAUUUUGCAAAAUCUUGAAUGUCUUAUCAAUUCAUCCGAUGAUAGUAUCGAUACUAUCACUGAAAGGCGUCAGUGUUGGCUUUGUUUGGGUCAAGAAGAUUUUGAUCCAAGACCAUCGACUUCAUUAGACAUGAAUAAUAGUCUUCUACAUAAUCAUCACCAGUGGUUGAGUCCCUGUCGAUGCAAAGGAACGGCCAAAUGGAUACACAAUGAAUGUCUUCAGUUAUGGAUCGAUGAGAAGCAGAAGUUGGACACCAAUGUUGGCGUAAAGUGCGCCCAAUGCGGCACUCAAUAUGUUUUGAUGUUUCCUCCAAAUGGCAAACUAAUUGAUGUGAUUUUAUGGUACGAAUCCUUGAUGAACAACGUGUCAACCUAUGCGAUGGUGUUAUGUGUUGCCGGCGCUGUCUAUAUGAGUGCAUUUAGUUACGGUGUUCUCACUUGUCUUCAAAUAAUCGGCUCUGAAAAGACAACACAACUAAUUGAAGGAUCAAACAAAACAAUAGCACUGUUAGGUUUUCCGUCGAUUCCAUUUAUUUUAUGCGCCGGAAAGUUAAUAAAUUGGGAAAAUUGGAUUUUACGACUUUGGCGAAGACAUUAUCAAAGGAUUCCUUUUCUGGCAUUUUUUACCGGUCGUCCCGCAGAAGGCUUUAAUAGAGUAAAUAUGGAACGAAGUCUUUUAGGAUACGAAAAUGCCGUUCAAAUUGAGCGCAAUAACGGUGUGAUUAAUCACAUUGAGAUUAAUGUCAGCGGAUCCUCAAUUUGUCGGGCUUUUUGUGGUGCUCUUCUGUUACCCACUUUUGCCAAAUAUGUCGGACAAUGUCUUUAUGAUAGCAUCGAAUCGGAUGUUAACAAAACAAUUUUGGGCGGACUAACAUUUAUUGCGAUAAAAGGCGGACUAAAGAUAUAUUUAAGACAACAACAGUUUAUUAGACAAACAAAACGACGGAUUUUGAAUUACAGAGAAUAUGCUGGAAGUGAUUCAAGUGAUAAUAACUAAACAAAUUUAAUGUUGAGUCAACUUUUGGUAUCGAUUUUAAUAUUUUUGGAUUUAAUUUUCAAUUGUAAUUAUUUAACUAUUAUCUGAUAUGUUAUUGUUUUAAUUAUUGUUAUAUAUUCUCAAUACUGCUUUAUUUAUAUUGACUAAAAAUUAAACAUGUUUAU